Molecule: messenger RNA, 6835 nt
Organism: Caenorhabditis auriculariae
Lineage: Eukaryota; Metazoa; Nematoda; Chromadorea; Rhabditida; Rhabditidae
Source: the annotation of a GenBank genome assembly
AUGGGAUUUACUGUUGACUUCCGCCUCCACACAACUUCUGUAACUUUGAAGGCGUGGGCGGCGUUGACCGUCCAUCCACCGGAUACGUCGAAAAUAGGCGGUGUGGGUGUCCAGAAGAAGCCGGAGACGUCAUCCGAAGGCCACGCCUCUUUUGCCAUAAAAGACGACUCGACGACUCCUGGCUUCACUCCUAUACGUCGCCCAAAGGCUCGGACUCCGCCUCUGUACCGCUCAUGUCGUCUGCUUCCUUCGUCGCCUUAGGUAUGUUUCCAGACUUUAUCACAAUUUAAAAUUUUUUUGAUAGCAUCUCUUUUUCAUAUUUUCAUUAUCUCGAUGUUUAACUCAGUUUUUGGCACAAUUAAAGAACAUUUCUUUUCCUUUGUUCAAGAUCUAGUUUUUUCCCUGAAAAAGUUAGCCGAGGUAUAUACAAUCUUAAUUUCGACUUUCAAUAAUUGAGUUUAUGAAACUAAAAUGGAAACCAAUCACGUUUUCAACUUCUCACAAAGCUCUGGGGUGAGUUAUAAUGUCAGAUUUGGAUUAAGCUUGAGAAGCCGAGUUUCUCAUGUGGUUCACAGACAGAAAAGGAGAUAGAAACGUCUUGAAGCUCCCUGAGAAGAAUAGAAAACAGUCAGUUAUUAUAUCUGAUUCCAGUGCUAUCAGUGCUGGUUUUCGUGUCGUCGGCGAUGCCCCUCGACUCGGUUUGGGUGGACGGGGAAGGCAACGCCGCCGCCUUCUUCGACGGUCGCUACUUCAUGAGACCUUGUCAGUUUCCAUAGGCAAUUUUUUUUUAAUUUUUUAAAACAUUGCUGGCCUUCUAUUUUUGUUAUUAAUUUAGGUUCAGAAACAAAAAUAUAAUCUAAAUCAUACAAAACUCAUGAAAAUUCAGAGAAUUAUCAAAAAGUUAGGAUAUAAAAUCUGACAAAUCUGACACUGCUUUCGUAUUCUGAACUAUUUUAUUUAUUAUUUUUCUAACAGUAUGCAGUGAAUAAACCUAUGAUUCCAAAUCUCGCGAUUUCUGUUAGUUUAACUAUAAAGACUUUAGGUAAUUACUGUUGAAUUUUCGCAAUUGCAAGUGUCAACAUUUGCCCGAAUUUCAGACUUCUCCAACAACUUCCAAAUGGCAAACCCGAUGCCGAAGCGGUCACCUUUCAGCAAGAGACGUGGACGCGAACUUUUCGGUUCGUUUUCUCUCCAAAGACAAGCUCUUUUUAAAUAUUAAAAAUAAUUUCUCAAAUGAUCAGAGACUCUGUCUAGGGGCUUGUAAAAAAUAAAAUGUAUGCGAUCCAUUAUAAUGUAAUUCCUGCUAAGCCCGAUCAACCUGCAUUCUCGAGAACUUAAAAAAACAUUUUCGUGAAUUUUUUAAGGAUUCUACAGCAUAGCUGCAAAUAAACUAUAGUAAAACUGAGUAGGUUUUCGCUUCCUACAUCUUUUAUUUCCUCUUCAGUGAGGUGCAACUGGAUCUUGAAGCGAAAUUAGCUGUGAAAAGUUCACGCUGAACAAAUAUUCGCUUCGAGACUCAGUCGGUGUGAAAUUGUUCAACUAGACAAAACAAAAUCAAGGGCAAGACGGCCCGAGGCAUUAUUUCGUUAAUUGAUGGGCAAACAGAGGUGCCAAAAAGGCGAAAUUCAAACCGAUGCGUGACGAUAUUUGCAGGGAUUCUCUUUCUUUUUUGCUAUGAUUCCUCCGAAUGAGAGAAAAAUUCAUUUUUUCGUCAAAGUGGGCAACGGCUUUCAAAAAAUUGUAUAUUUAGGUGAUUGAGUGACCCAUCUCACUAUCAAUUUUUUUUUGAAAGCCCUACUAGUUGGUAGUAAAUCUACUUUUUUUAAAAAUCAAACAAAGAACCACCAACAAAAAUUCAUUUUGACUCAACGUUGAACAAGGGGAAAAACACACACUACAUGAAAAAAAUUACUAAUUUCCUAAAUUUGGAAAGACUGUCUUCUUAGCUUUCUAAUUCGUCACUUGAGCAACGUCCUGGAAACAUUUCCACCAAAAAGCUCUGAGUUCAGCGUCCUGGAUGGAUUUUACUGCGCUUUUUAGUGAGAAUUCCAUAGUUACCAGGUUUCCGAACCAUUUCUUUCCAAAAAAUUUCUGAAGACGUAAAGGAGCUGUUUUUUACAUGGCCUGAAACAAUUUUCAGAGUAGCGAAAAAUAAAGAAAAGUGUAAAUAAGCAUAGCUACGAAAAUUCCCAUCUUCGGCCAUUUCCAUGGAAGAUUGAGGUCCGUAAACGCGAAAAGUUUACAAUCCUUUGUUUCAGAAAAUUUUCAUGGAAGCAAAGCUUGUAUGAUUUCAGCGUUAGCCGUGGUUUUAUAUAUUUUCCGAGUUUUAUAGUUGAUCUCGAUCAGAUAACAGCUUGGCUUUCGAAGAUCUUUUCUCUUGUCGAAUGAAAUCUCAUGUAUCAUUUUUGCGUUUCUUUUCGACAAAGGAAUUCCCAUAUAUUUUUCAAACCAAAAAAAGAACAAAAAUCGUUGAAAAAGUCCAAUAAGUGAUUCGCAUGCUAUACCUUUUUGGUUUGGGCUGAAGUUUAAAACUCAGAAAAAUAAUUCCUUCCAUUUUAGCAAAAUUCGUUUUUUCAGUACAGACUUAAUUGUUUGUUCAGGAAAGCGUUCGGCCCCGAUGCAGUUCGGAGAAGAGUCAUUCUGGCAGUCUGCCGAAAGAAAUCGACGACGUGCCAACGAGCUUUUCGGCCGGUGAGAUGACGUCAACGAGGUCGAUCUUCAGAAACUCGGAAAAAAAACCCCUUUCUGUUUUCUUUGCCUCCUUUCUCGCGUUGAAUCUUUUUCUACGUGUAAAUAAUAAAGCACUUCGUUAAUUUGUCUUCUACUUCUUUAAUUUUUUUUUUUCAACUGGUAAAAAUUUGUAUUUUCUUUGUUGUUGCAAUUUAGCGUGCAAAAUGAAGAACCCGGUUAGCCAAUGAAAAAUCACUCAAACUAUUGAGCUUUUAUCUUUUGCAGGGUAACUUCCGUAAAUUUCCUCAAAUCUAUCAUACAACGUAGUUUCCACCAAGAUUUAAAAAACCCCACCUGUUUCAUUUUUCGUAUUGUUUUGAGAAUUCUGAUCUUACUUCAAACCAUUUUUCGCAAGAAAGACAUAAAUGCGACACAGAAAACGUGAAAAUUUUCUCGAGGUGUAUGUAUAACGACUACGUUGCUUUAGCCAAGGAUGAACCCUCUUUUAAAUGCCGUCAAAAAUAAUCUCGACAAAGCUCAAGAUGUUUUUUUCAUUCAAGGAAAAGUCGUAAAAGUUGUGAAGCGCAGAAAGUCGACUGGUUCUUCGUCCCGACGACCUCACAGACUCCCUGGCACAAUGGCCAGUUGUUUUCCACACCACAAUCGUUUUGUGCUUGGCUGCCAAAGACGGCAAACGGGAAGGCAAAUGGGCGGUUCGUCGUCCCAAGAAAGCUGCCACGGAACUUGCUGCGCCGCCGCGGAUAUGUUUCCCCGGCGGUCAGCACGAUGCGAGGUCGAAUCUUUCUCUUUCCGCUACUUCUGUGAGUUCAAGCUCCUCCCAACAUCAGCAAUCAUACAUAGUUUUGAUAGUUAUCGAUAAAAGCCUAGAAAUAAGAGCUAACCUUUUCCCUUGGUAACCACUCUCCGAUGUACUAGAUGAAAGUUUGACCUUCACAACUCCCUUGUUUACGAGAACCGAUGCCUCAAAGUUACAGAAAAAGAAUCUUCGGUUGACUGGGCUCAGUAUGACCUCGGAAACUUUGACGAGGUGAAACCUCAGAAGCUUCAUUUAGUAAACUGCAAUGUUUUGUUGCCAGUUUUUAGAAAUUUCCAAGUUCAAAUUAGAGAAAUCGCUCUUGAGAAAGUCUUUGACUCGCUAUCUUUCGUAAAACAGUUCCCAUUAGAAUAGAAACUGGUGCAGAGCUCUUCGGACCGCCGGAUUGCCUCGACCCAAAGACGUUUUCUCUUGCUUUGCCUUGCACACAAACACGUUUCUCGAAAAAUCGGGAAACGUCUUGAUCGAAGAUGUGCACGACGUCUACGGCUGUCUUCGAAGAUGCUUCCAGGUCUCUUGGAUUUCCCUUUUUUCGAAUCUAUCGGAAAAGUCAGGCAGCGAAAGACUACGGCUUCCGGUGCAAAAGUGCCAUGUACAAUGUGAACGCCGGUUCCUGCAUCCUAUCCAAGUUUGAUCGAGGGGAACGCAAAGUCAAGUCAGUUCCUUUCAUUCUUUCCUAAAUAAAAUAUUCAUGAUUAUAAAAUCACAGCCUGUGCGUACUUCGAGAGUUUUCACGUUGUAUUUUAAAGACAUCCGUAUCUCGAUUAACCUGCUAUCAACCAAAAAAAGUUGUGAUUUAUUUUGUUAAUUCAGAACUGCGAAGCACCUACAAAUCGACAUGUACGAAAAUAACUGUCUCAAUGAGGUUCUUGCGAGAACAAAACAGAUAAGUAUAAAAGUUGUUUUUAUUUCAGAGUGGGACGGCAGGUCUGAGCGAGUUUGUGCAUCAAACUCGGACGACGGCGUCCCCUCUCACCGGAAACCAAGUUCGGAGAGCAAAGUACAGGUGUGAUCAAAACAUUGUCAAAAAUGAUAGACGUUUUUCAAAAAAAACUGACAAGCCCAUUAGUUGAAAAGGUUCCUUCCGAAGAUGAUUAACAUUAAAAUUGAAUCGGCCAACUUUUUUCUUUCCGGCAACGGCCAUUAAAGCCAUUGGCGGGCAUUUUAUGCCAAAAAGAAACGGCAAAAAGGGAACGUCCUCACUUGGCUUUCGAUCAAGUCCCUAUUAGAAGACGAUAAAGCAAUCAAUCACAAAAAAGGAAACAUCCGCAGGAACUUGUUCGUCCACGCGGUCAAGCAAUACGCCAUCGACUCGAAGCCGCCGCCACUCAAGGUUGCCGUAUUUAACGCUCGAAAAAAGUUACCUCUGAAACUUUCCAGAGAAUUUUUUGCGUCACUAGCUUUCAUUUCUUGAACUUCUUUCUUUGAACUGUCCCUCUGUCUCUCUCUUGCUUAUACAAAGUAGCGACCGCAAAGUCCUUUAUUUCUUUCACGGAAAAAUUACAGUUUUCAAUCAAUUUUUAUUCAUUCCGCACAGGUAAAUUUUCAUUCGAUUUUCUUCGUUUGAAACUACUGUGAUGGAGUGAUUCUCUUGUUAGAACAAAAUUUCAAAAAUUUUUAAACUUGCAAUUUUUUUCCUGCGAGUUUUGUCUCCCAUAAAAAAAUAUCCUUAAAUUUAAUGUUAAAUGCAUUUUUAAAUCGAUAGGUGGUAGUGAAAAAGUUGGUUGAAAGUUUUUUUGUUCUAUUCAGCACAAAAAGCCAACUAAUGAGAAAGAGAAAUUAUCCAAAAAUGUUUUUUUAGAGAUUUUUCUUCAGAGAAUCGUGGAAAACAAUGCGUUUGCCAGACCAUCUUCUACAACUUCUAACAGCGUUCGUUUACAUUUAAAAAGUAUCUUCUUCAUGCUUUUUUUCUGUAUUCAGGCCAACUCGAAAGCAAAACGCAUCUCAAACAAAAGUGAGAUUUUUUUCAAUGAUUUGGCUUUUUUUUAAACAACAUUUUACUGACUAGAUAAGACAAAGGUCCAAAAAUUUAAUGAUGUUGAGAUUUGAUGAGCUCAACGGCGAUCAGCAACGAGACAUGGAAAACAAACGGUUAGAUCAUUGAGAACACUUACUCUUUCGAAUCUAUCACUCUAAUUUUCCUCCAAAAAAAUUUCCAUCUCAGAAAACUGCUUCAAACGGACGCCUUCGAGAGUUCUGACGCGCUUCGAGGAACAGACUCUGCAAGAGACGAGCCUCUCCGAAUGUAUGCUCGCCUGCGUCGUCUCCUCUCGUUUCUACUGCGCCAGUUUCAAUUUCAGUCCGACACAGAAGGUUCUUAUUUUAAAUAUAAUUGUUAAAAAAUAGUUCAACCAUCUGAAGGUAUGCGUGCUAAACGGCGGCAACUUGCACUUGAACGGCGCCACCUUCAACCAAUCACGAUCAUUCGACUAUUACGAAAACACCUGUCGGCCGCGUGUUGGCGGAAGUUCCGCAGCAAGUGAGUCUUCUGAUUCUCUGACCUCAUUGCUGCCUUUUCUAAUUUGCCGACUUCAGAAACUGCAGAACAUUCGAAACUCGACCCCAAAUGUUUUAGAAUUCAUAAAAACUCUCUACUCAAUUCUUUCGACGCCGUAAUUGUUCCGGACGCUGCUCAACUAGGUUUCCAUUUUUCUGAUGAUUAAAACUAAAAAAACCGCAAAAAUUUCUGGUUCGGUUACUUCUAAGCUUUCUAAUUAUAAAUUGUUCUAUUAUAAGAAAAUAUUUUUUUAAAGUUAAUUAGAUACACUAGUGUUUCGAGAGGCGCAUCCUCAAAAUUCGAAUUUUUUUAAAACCAAGAAGUUACAAAUUAUUCGAAAUAUUGAGAAGAUCAUCAGAAAAAAAUUUUAUAAUAUCGCAGAGUGUAAAAAAAGGAGCCUCCGUUUUAUAAGACUAAUGAUUUACCCAAAAUUUUUAAAAAUAAACUUCUUUUCAUAAACGUCGAAGCUGACUCAUACACACCUGAACGAAAUCCAGACAGAAGCCAACAUGCCGAACCCUAAAAUUCACACACGAGUCGCGUCGGAAUUAUAGAAAUAACUUUGCAGACGGCUGCAUGAAAGCUUGCAAUUCGGGAGAGUCGAAAUGCGUCGCCUUGAACUGGGUGGAGACGCCGGGAGGCUGUAUGAUCUUCUACAGAUCCUACGACGCCUCCUUGAUAGUUGCAUCAAACAAAGGCUCUUUUGUGGUCAACAACUGUCCAAGUGUGAUCUAUAGAAAAGCGAUUAAUCCUCUCAAACAUCAGGCUCGCCGAAUGAAAGAAGAAAAACGACCUCGGGGAGCUCAAACGACUACUACGACCAGAUUUCAUGA